AUGUGCCGGGUAAAAGAUAUGAUUGACUACAAUGCAAGGAGUGAUCUCCUUGCACGGAAAGAGUCGACGAUUGUCCCAAUUGCGAUUUCUGCCAGAAAGUUACGACAAAGCUUAAUGAUGUAUGGAGCACGUCAUGGGGUUGUGGAUGUGGGUCGAGGAAUCCGCUUUACAAUUGCAGGUCCGAGGGCAGAACCCACAGUCAUGACAAUCGUUACGAAACUGAUUACAGUGAAGACAUCUGGUGUUGCAGCGGUGAUUUGUGCAAUUCGAGCUCAACCACAGCCUUGCUUCUCUCAUCGAUUCUCACUCUUGUCG
Mesorhabditis belari is the source of this 315-nucleotide messenger RNA. The record is from the annotation of a GenBank genome assembly. NCBI's taxonomy places the organism in Eukaryota, Metazoa, Nematoda, Chromadorea, Rhabditida, Rhabditidae.